This is a messenger RNA of Salvelinus sp. IW2-2015, 1719 nucleotides long. RefSeq lists its product as uncharacterized. The record is from RefSeq and is a predicted model, not a curated record. Lineage: Eukaryota; Metazoa; Chordata; Actinopteri; Salmoniformes; Salmonidae.
CACCUACCCUCACCGGUACAGGAAAGACAGCAGCCCAUGCACAGGUGGUCAAGAUGAUUUCUCCAUUGUGGCUGGUGGGGGCAAUAUGCUGUCUGACGUUGCUACCAGUUUGGCUGGAAGCAAAGUCUCUGCUGAAUACUAUCAAGCAGGAAGAGAUGAGCCCUGUUAGUGAUGUGAGUAUUGAUUCGGACAAGGCUCAUGGCUUCCUGACUCACUCACGACCAAAGCGCAAUGUGGAACCCAGGUGGUACAGAGGCAACCCCGACUUCCAGGCUUACUACCGCUACUACAAUAGCAUUGGACACACAGAGGGGCUGUAUGAGAUUGACCGGAUCAGGCUGCUGUACCAGCAGAUGAGGCAGCUGGAGCAUGUAUAUGGCCCCAACGCCUCACACUUCCAGAACAAAUUGGGAGUGCCCACCGUCAAGAAGUGCGACCCGGCCACGGACAAAAAAUGCAAAGCCCUACCCCCUCCCCCAAUAAAAAGCACCUCUCAACCCCCUCCUGCUCCUGCCAUCUCCCAGGCUGACGUCAUGUACCUGUGCAAUGCCAAGGACCCCCUCUGCAAGCCCCAUAUUGUCUACCUCCCCACCGGGGCAUUGCCCGUACUGUGCGACCCCCGCUACCACCCCUCCUGCAACCUCCACAAGCUCCCUCCUCCACCACCACCCCCAAUGCUUAAAAAAUCUGCCCCACAACUACCACCCCCCGCCCCAAAAAAGUCAUCUCCCCCUCCGGCCCCCAUCCACACCUACAAGGGCAUGGAGUAUGACUGCAAUCCCUACUGGGACCCAGACUGCCUGAUAGACCACCCACCUAGACCCUUCCAUGGCAAGGCUGGCCCACCCCCUCCUCCCGUUGAGGAGGAACCAGUUGAGGACGCACCACCCCCUGCAGCCAGCAACAAGAAAGUGGCCCAUCCCUAUCCCUACUAUGGCUACCACUAUAACUAUGGGCAUGAACUCUAUGAUCCAGUCCGCUUCCAGUACCCCUCCCCACCUUCUGAUUCCCCUGAUGAUAGUGGUAGUGACUAGCUCAUCAAAGCUCUAAAGGCAGUAUCUUUACUUACGCCUCAAGUGUUUUGUCAAUAAUGAAAGAAGAGUUGUUUUCCCCUCCAGAUGUAGAUUUAGAAGGACGAAGCAGCAGAGACCAUAAUUAUAGGUCUUCGAGCUAUUAAGCAUGUAACCGUCUUAUCAAUGUGCUGGUGACGCUGUUAUGGGCAGGAGAGCAAACCUAUUUGUACAGCAAUGACCUGCAGGAGAGUGAUGCUAUAUUACAAUGAUUGGAAAUAUUACAACGAUAAGACUGAUUGAUUUAUUACUGUCCAAUGUUCCGUUGUCUAUUCAGCAUCCAAAAUCAUUAUUCAGUUACACAAUUUUCAUAGCAAAAAAAGAUAAAGUAAAUAUUGACUCAAAUUAUGAAAAAUAAACUUUUUAAAAACUGUCUCUGGCUUGUCUCUCUACUGAACUCUGUUUGUAUACCACAUGCCAGUAUUGCUUGUUACUGUAGGUUUUGUGUAAUUAAAAGGCAAAMAUUUUGAUACGUGGCAAGUGAGAGCUUGAAAGAGAGGAUGAUAAAAUCCGAUAGAGGAAAGCUGACUCCUGUCUUUGCCACAUGGCUGGUAAACUUGGGCUCCUAAAGAAAAAGUGCAGGCUGGCGGUCAUUAUGUUGACAUCUGCUGCCUUUUAAUAUCCAAAUAAAUGCUGACCUGAAACUGUC